Molecule: messenger RNA, 2004 nt
Organism: Porites lobata
Lineage: Eukaryota; Metazoa; Cnidaria; Anthozoa; Scleractinia; Poritidae
Source: the annotation of a GenBank genome assembly
CUUCGUGCUCAGCAGUCAGAGGCAGAAAACGUAGCAUCACCAAACUCAGAGAACUCUGGCGUCUCAGUGGCUUUUUGCGAUGAUUUUGAGACGAACGGAAAAGAAUCUUUCAAAAUACUUGCAAAAACUGUUGAUGGAAGGUUGUUAUCUUGUAAACAAAUUGACCCAAGCCGUGGGAUGCAGCGAUACGAUCUCCCGGUAUUGAUACCGCAAAAAGGCGUAAAGUACAUUAAGGUAGUUUCUACCUCUGGGGAAGAUCUCUGUCUCCAAGCUGUGGCAGUAGAUACGAACAUCUAUGUUGACUUGCCAACAAACUUUAAGACUACCUGCAGCGACGAAGAAAAAACCUCUUUUCCGCCCUGUAAAGAGUUCAAAUCCAAGCUGAAGCCUCUGCGUGUUUGCCCGGACAAGAUUUCCGAGUUGCUGAAAAGAGAACAACUCAUUGAUACCUUACCGUCCCAUUAUACCGACGCGCGCCCGUUUGAAGUGCCGAUAUACGAUGCCAUUAAUGAUUAUGCCCAGGCAGGUUACGUUAUAGCUAAAGAGAUAGCAGAUCUUAAUAGUCGGGAGGGAGUCAAGAAAUAUAUCAACCAGCUUGAGUCUGCAAUGAAACUCACCAAGGUCUUCGGCGUAGAAGGGCCGCUUACCAAGAUUAACUCGAUACUGGGCGCCCUUGGACCCGCACUCGGUAUCUUCGGUGGACUCACCAGUAUCCUUACUACAGCUUUGACUCCCAAUCCAUUUGACAAGCUAGCCGAGUAUCUACAAGAGGAAUUCACCGCCGUACAUAACCAUCUUGACCGUAUGAAGGGGGAACUAAAGGAACUUAUCAUGGCUGAAGGCGCCAUGACUAGGAUGGCUGACGCGGUAGCCAGCAUUCGCUAUUCUCUCAGAGAAUUCCAAGAUAUAGCAAAGUCGCUAAAGAGAAAUCCCGUAUGUGGGACUAAUGAUUUGAUACUAGAAUACAGCGUCAAAAGGUUCGUCAGCAAGUACAAAAAAAGAGACACGAGACACAAGCUUCUGGAUCUCUUGGAAGUUGAGCUUGGAUCUCUGCCACUGACGCGUUCGCUCCUAAAGCCAUUUAUGAAAACUUACUGCAAAACAAAACCUGGCAAAGUCAAAAGGUUUGUGACAGACAUCUCCACCUACGCCUUCCUUGGGACACAAGCCCAGCUAUUUUUCGGCCAUCUGAUUUGCACUAUGCGCAAGCCAAGAAACUGUGACAGCGAGACAGGCAUGUGGGAGGAAAGUUUGAAAAAACUACUCUAUAAGGCCAAGGCUCUUAUUGUAGCUUUAAAGAGUCCGGCAGAGGGUUUUUAUCAGUUUUUUAAAGAUGAUCUAAGGCGAGAGGUAAGCAGGGAGGUUAAAGGGGAGUCGAAUACCGAAGAUGCUAAGUUGAAAAGGGUAGCUGACUUGUUCAUCUACUUUCUCUCUGAUCCUGAAAAUUGGCCAAAGAGAUGCAUUGUUGAUUCAGGCAGGGAAGUUGUUGCAUAUGUAGCCGUUAAAACAAACGCAGCAGUUGAGCGUAGAAAGAUGGGAUUCCUUAGUCCCCAUUACCUACAACGCGAAGAUGAACUCAAAUUGGUAAAAAUGAAAAUAACUAAUCUCCCACAAGAAGAGGAUUUGACGCAUAAUAUAGACGUGCCUUAUUCUUUCGAUUGUUUUAACAAUACGGCAAAGUUACAAAUUUGCAAGGUUUCAAAAAAAGAUGAUUAUGAUUACCCGAAACUUAACGAGCAUCCAAACGGCAAAUUGAUUUACAUGGAAAUAAACCCCCAAAAUGAAUACCUUAAUUUUUCAAUAAAGCCAGUCGAUGUUUUCAAGAGCCCUGAUAUUCGUGAUCCUCUUUUGCUAGGAUGUUGGAGUGGGAAAAAUUUUUUAGCAAACGACGGCGGCAACUAUAAAUGCCCGCCCUCGUAUAGUCGACGUGUUCCUCAUCAUCCCCUUGUACAGUCGGCGAGUCGUUUCUGUUUGUUUUACAAGAAUGAACCAAAUUAUCCAUAA